Messenger RNA from Trichoderma citrinoviride, 1180 nucleotides. Its product is annotated as WD40 repeat-like protein. Gene Ontology annotation, molecular function: protein binding. NCBI's taxonomy places the organism in Eukaryota, Fungi, Ascomycota, Sordariomycetes, Hypocreales, Hypocreaceae. The transcript has a single exon. The annotation marks the transcript as partial. The record is from RefSeq and is a predicted model, not a curated record. Gene Ontology annotation, biological process: proteasome-mediated ubiquitin-dependent protein catabolic process; transcription-coupled nucleotide-excision repair; protein polyubiquitination. Gene Ontology annotation, cellular component: Cul4A-RING E3 ubiquitin ligase complex; nucleotide-excision repair complex.
CUGGGACCUGGACAGCGGCUGCGCGAGCCCGCAUCGGACGCACACCUUUCGGCCCGUGGGCCACAUACCGCGCUCGACCGCCGGGCCCAGGAGCGGCGGCCACAGCCACGGCGUCACGCACCUGGCCUUCUACCCUUUCGACGCCGACGCCUUCCUGUCGAGCUCCUACGACAAGACGCUCAAGCUGUGGGCCACUGCCAGGGCGGCCCUGUCUGCAGAGUUCGACCUGAAUGCCACCGUCUACUCGCACGCCUGCAGCCCGAUCGCGGCCCAUCUGCUCGUCGCGUGCGCCACCCAGCACUCCAACGUCCGCCUCGUGGACCUCAAGUCGGGAUCGGCGGUGCAGGCCCUCGUCGCCCACGGCGGUCCCGUCCUCAGCACGGCGUGGAGCCCUCGCCACGAACACGUCCUCGUCAGUGGCCACGCCGACGGCAGGGUCCGCGUCUGGGACGUUCGACGCGCCGGUGGCGUUGUCGCGCAGCUCGACCAGGAGGACUCGCUGGGCGUCGUGCACCGCUUCAGGCACGCCACGGCGUCUGGCUCCGACUGGGGCAGCAUGCCGCACUUUCGCGUCUCGGCCCAGGCCCACGACGACGCCGUCAACGGGCUGCAGUGGACCGACGACGGCAGGUACAUUGUGUCGGCUGGCCUUGACCGCCGCAUCAGGGUCUGGGACGCCGACACGGGGGCCAACACGCUUGCCAGCUUUGGCGCCAUUGUGCAGAACCAGCACGCCAAGACUGCGAGCUUCCUCGUCACCCCGUCGGGCCUCUCCACCGGCCGCCAGCUGCUCGUCUGGCCCAACGAGCAGGAGAUAUUGCUGCUGGACCUCCACGACGGGACUGUCAUGAGUCGCCUGCGGAGCCCCGGCUCGACGCACUCCACGGGCGUCCGGGGCAGCGAGGCGGGGCGGAACCGCAUCACCAACAUUGCGUGGCGCAGUGCAGGGGGUGGCAGUGGGCAGGUUGGGCCUGCCAUGGGAGGCGGCAACUCGAUCGGGGCCAUUUACAGCGGCCAUCUGGACGGGCAGAUACGAGCGUGGAUGCCGCACGUGCCGGGGCCAGAGGAUGCGGACGAGGACGAAGAGGCUGGCGAGGACCAGCAGGCCAAGCAGAGGAAGAGGAAGGCCAUUGAGAACGCAUAUAGAAGCCUGAUGGGCAAGGAGGUCAAGUUUACGUAG